This is a messenger RNA of Mesorhabditis belari, 540 nucleotides long. The record is from the annotation of a GenBank genome assembly. NCBI's taxonomy places the organism in Eukaryota, Metazoa, Nematoda, Chromadorea, Rhabditida, Rhabditidae.
AUGGACUCGGAAAUUUGCGACUUUUUGGCUGGCGAUGAGCUGAUUGAGGUGAUUCCCAAUUUUACAAGUGGAUCGAUUCAAUUGAUUGGCGGUGAUAUGGGCCCAUUUGAAGCCGGUCUUCCCGUCGAAGUCCCACUUUGGAUUGGGAUCAAUUUGAGGAAACGAAUGAAAUGUGUACUUAAAGUUCCAAAUUGGUUGCUCAUUGAUUGUUUAAAGGAUUUGAUCACAUUAGAGAACGAAAGUAACAGUCUUUUGCAACUUCCAUCUUUGCAUUUCUUCGAAAUAGCUCACAUUGUUGUCCGAGAUUUUAAAGAGGAUUUACAAGAUGGAGAUCAAGUAAAAACUCUCAUUCAAGAUCUUUGGGAUAAACGUGAGGCGAAAAUACGCUCAUCAACGCUGAAAUUUUUGAAACAAUCAACCUACAAGAGUGCUCAAAUGGAUAACAUUCAACAGAUAGAGAUCACUCAAAUGCGUGGGCCAUUGAUUGCAGCAACGAGAAACACCGAGCGUCUCCUUCAAAAUAAACACUCCACUCAGAAU